Molecule: messenger RNA, 3764 nt
Organism: Radiomyces spectabilis
Lineage: Eukaryota; Fungi; Mucoromycota; Mucoromycetes; Mucorales; Radiomycetaceae
Exons: 5
Coding region: 142-3528 (1128 amino acids)
Biological process (GO): potassium ion import across plasma membrane; intracellular potassium ion homeostasis; proton transmembrane transport
Cellular component (GO): membrane
Molecular function (GO): ATP binding; ATP hydrolysis activity; P-type sodium:potassium-exchanging transporter activity
Source: RefSeq, a predicted model, not a curated record
GAAAAAACGCCGUCUUCAUAUAAAUACGAAGCGUUUCUUUAGACAUCCGCUUGAUCCCUUCAUCGUUGAGUCGUCGUUCCCUUUUUUUCAUUUUCUUCGUCCAUUUCCUCACGUGAAUAUCCCUGAUAUCAAAUCAUCGGCAUGGAUGAGAAAACUCAAGACAGGGACAAGAUCCAGUUUGCCGAAGUCAUCAAGCCGGAACGGACCAAGACGGUGAUCUCUACGGCGGGUCACUCUUCGCGACGACCCUCGGUGAGCGCGCCAAGACGGUUCGAAAAGAAGAAGAGGGAGGAAAAAAACGUUGACAUUACAGAGCAUCUGUUAACCCCUGAGGCUUGUGCCGAAAUGUAUCAUACUGAUAUUGACCUCAAAAAACCAGCCAACUCUUCUGGAUUGACGGCCGAACAAGCGCACCACAUCUUGCAACAAACGGGUCGCAAUGUACUUUCGCCAACGAAAAAACACCAUCCGUUUCUCAAGUACCUAGAAUGCGUGGUCAAGCUAUUCAAUCUGUUGCUCAUCCUGGCCGGCAUUCUCGACUAUAUCCUGCUGGCGAUUGAUUUCAAGGCCAAUUUUCAGAAUACGUAUCUGGGGGCCAUUCUUAUCGGAGUCGCGCUGCUCAAUGCGUUCAUCGAGUUUUACCAGGAGCAGAAAGCGCAAGCCAUGUUGGAUUCGUUUCUCAGCAUGAUUCCUGCAAAAUGCAUGGUUAUUCGCGAUGGUAAACUCCAGCAAAUCGAUGCCGCCACAUUGGUGAUUGGGGAUGUUGCGUUUGUGCGCAUGGGGGACAAAGUGCCGGCCGAUCUCUUUCUGUUUGCUGCUUCGGAACUCAAAGUGGACAAUUCCUCGUUGACCGGUGAAUCGGAUCCUCAAGAACGGCAUCCCAACAAUUCGCAGCGAAAUCCGUUUGAAGCCGAAAAUAUUGUUUUCAACGGCACUUUGGCUGUCUCAGGCGAAGGCUAUGGUAUUGUUAUUCGUACAGGUGACCGGACCGUGCUGGGCCAAAUUGCCGGACUCACGGCCGGUGAGAAUAAAAUGGUGUCUCCUUUAUCCAUCGAGAUUGAUCAGUUUGUCAAGAUUAUUGCGACAAUUGCUUUUGUUACCGCGGUGAUCUUUUUCGGCAUUGGGUUCCCUGUGAAUCACAACAACAUUUCGCUGACACUGAAUUUUGCCAUUUCGGUGUUUGUGGCCUGGGUGCCUGAAGGGUUGCCUGCGACGGUGACCAUUCUGUUAACCAUUGCUGCCAAACGGAUGGUGCAUCGCAACGUGCUUGUGAAGGAACUUCAAGGUGUGGAGACCCUGGGAGCUAUCACCUUGCUUGCGACGGAUAAAACAGGGACCCUGACCCGUAACCAAAUGACUGUCACUUACAUUUGGUCCUCCCUAAACCUGUACAACACGCUCGAGAAACAUACUUUACCGGCUCCUGUCAAAGACCUACCUGGUGCUAUGGAGAUCAUGCAUAUCGCUGCAUUAAACUCCCGAGCCAAGUUUGACCGCACCGAUGUCCCUGUGAAGCAACGUCAAGUGUUGGGCGAUGCCACUGAAACCGGUCUUGUUCGUUUUGUGGCUGAGCAUCUCGGUGGAGCGUUUGAUCAAUUGCCGGAACAAUAUCCCAAGGUUUUCGAGAUUCCUUUCAAUUCCGAUAACAAGUGGGCCAUGACCAUCCAUCAGAAACCACAUGCCAAUGGACCCUUGACGUUGUACGUCAAAGGGGCGCCUGAACGGGUUCUGGAGCUUUGCAGUACCAUCAUGAUCCGAGGAGAUGGCGCCGUGGAACCGGUGAACGAAUCGUAUCGUGCCGCUUUCCAGGAAACGUAUUCGCAUAUGGCCAGUCAGGGUCACCGGGUGUUGGCCUUCGCCAGGUGUUUCCUGGACGGUGUGAAGUAUCCUGCCGACUUUGUCUUUGACAAGGCCAAGAAGAACUAUCCUGCGGGUGAAUUCACAUUUGUCGGUCUUGUCUCACUCGAAGAUCCUCCCAAGCAUGGUGUGCGUGAAGCCAUUGGCCAAUGUCGCAAUGCCGGUAUCAAGGUCAUGAUGGUCACUGGGGAUCAUCCACUGACGGCGGAAGCGAUCGGACGGAAAAUCAAUCUCAUGCUGGGCGAAACCCGUGAUACAGUGGCGAAACAAUUGGGAUGUGACGUGGAACAAGUGGAGGAUCAUCAGUAUUCGGCCGUGGUCGUGCACGGUGAUUGCAUCGAUAAAUUGACCGACGAUGAGUGGGACGCUAUCUUUGCCAAGGACGAAAUUAUAUUUGCGCGAACCUCGCCCAAGCAUAAACUGGAAAUUGUCAAACGGGCGCAAUCGAUGGGUCACAUUGUUGGAGUGACAGGGGAUGGCGUCAAUGACGCUCCAGCGUUGAAGAAGGCCGAUCUCGGAAUUGCCAUGAACCUGUCUGGGUCCGAUGUGAGCAAAGAAGCGGCGGCCAUGAUUCUUUUGGAUGACAACUUUGCCUCGAUCGUUCACGGUAUUGAAGAAGAACGCUUGAUCUUUAUCAAUUUGAAAAAGUCCAUCAUGUACACCAUCACUCACUCCAUGCCCGAAGUCAUUCCGAAUCUACUGUAUAUCAUUGUGCCACUUCCAUUGCCUUUGUCUGCUAUUCUUAUUCUUGUGAUCGAUUUGGGCUUUGAACUGUUUGCUGCAUUGUCGUUUGCUUGGGAUAAACCUGAAUCCCCCGACGGUCUGAUGAAGGUGCAACCUCGCAAGCCGGUGAAUCCGAGUUCCAUCGAUCGCUACCGUCGACUCGUUUUUCGGAAGCAAGGGUACAUACAAUUUGACCUGAAUGGAGACCCAAUUCGACCUUCCUGGUUCCGUCGUAUCCGAAAUCGUGUGCAUGAGCUGACGACGCGUGAAUUUUGGGCGGAGAAAUUUGAAAAGACGGAAGAUGAGUUGCUGGUCGAUCGACCUCUGUUGUCUUGGGCCUACUUGGAAAUUGGCAUUCUUGAAGCGAUCGGCGCCAUGACCACCUAUUUUGUUGUGUUAUGGUACAACGGAAUCACUCCUUACGAUGCGGUGGCUCUUCAGCGAGGUUCUUCCAGUCCCACUUACUACUUUUCCAACGGUCCCAUCUACGCUCAACCUUACACAACGGUGAACAACAAGGUGCUGGAUGCGGCGGCUCAGCAUCGCGGUUUGGCGCAAGCUCAAUCCAUGGUUUAUUGGAGUAUUAUGAUGAUGCAGAUGUUCAAUAUGUUCGCAUGCAAGACACAAUUGACGAUGCCGCUGGGACGAUACAUGUUCAGCAACAAAAUGACGUUUGCCGGGAUUUUCGGCGGCGCCGGUUUGGCCGCAUUGAUUGUCUACUGUCCACCUUUCAAUAUUCCCUUUGGUACCGAAUAUCAUACGUUGCCUUUGUGGUGGUUGUUGCCGUUGGGAUUUGGGUUCGUGAUUAUUGCCUAUGCUUGCAUCCGUGUGAAAAUCAUCCGUCGUUGGAAACCGAUGGCGUGGAACCCAAUGAUUCCCGGUCUCAAAAUGUAUCCUACCAUGCGUACCAUGGCAACCGUCUCUCACCAGACAAACAAUACAGUCUGAACGAUCCUAUUUGAAGCUUAUUCAUUACCUAGUUUUUUUAUCUUAUGUAAAUUACUUGUGCAUUUAUAUCGGGAUUUCGUAUAGUAUGAACUUGAUCGUUCGUUCCAUUCGUAAACAGAUUUUUUUUCCAAAUAUUUUUUGAUCUCUCAUGUGUAACCGUCGCCUUGGCAUUUAAAAUUAUCUCCUUUUUUUCCAUGACAGCACCGUUGUGUUUUCAUCCCCCUUUCUUUUUUCUU